This is a messenger RNA of Grosmannia clavigera kw1407, 2244 nucleotides long. Its product is annotated as eukaryotic translation initiation factor 3 subunit. The transcript has 3 exons. The record is from RefSeq and is a predicted model, not a curated record. Gene Ontology annotation, cellular component: eukaryotic translation initiation factor 3 complex. Gene Ontology annotation, biological process: translational initiation. Gene Ontology annotation, molecular function: translation initiation factor activity; translation initiation factor binding; RNA binding. Lineage: Eukaryota; Fungi; Ascomycota; Sordariomycetes; Ophiostomatales; Ophiostomataceae. Bases 1 to 2244 code for a protein of 747 amino acids.
AUGGCGCCUUCAUUUGAUCAUCUGCGCGAGGCAGACCUCGACGAGGACGAGUUUGACGAGGAUGAUGUCGAUAUUUCGGAUCUUCGCGCCAAGUACGAGGUGCAGCUAGAGGAAGGACUUGAUACGUUUGUCGUCAUCGAUGGACUUCCGGUUGUAACUCCGGAGCAGAAGCCCAAGCUUGUCAAGUUCCUGUUGAAAAAGCUGAACUCUGUUGGAAGAACUAAAGAAGACAUGAUUGAGAUGCCGAUAGGCCCAGACGGCAAAUCACUACAAUUUGCCUUUGUUGAGUUUACGUCACCUGGCGAAGCUGCGGCCGCCGUCAGGCAACUUGACAAUGUUCCCCUCGACAAGAAGCACGUUUUGCGAGUUAACAAGCUGACCGACAUCGAGCGAUAUGGAAGGGAGGGACGAAUCGACGAAGAGUACACAGCGCCAGUCAUCGACGAGUUCCAGCCGAAGGACCAUCUGCGCUCGUUCUUGGCAGACCCCAGCGGUCGGGGCAGAGACCAAUUUGUUAUGUACCGUGGCGACAACGUCGGCGUCUGCUGGAACAGCGAAAAGGAAGCACCGGAAAGCGUUGUCGACCGACCAAAUUGGACGGAAAGCUUCGUUCAAUGGUCUCCUCUUGGAACGUACCUGACAUCCGUUCACAUUCAGGGCGUUCAGCUCUGGGGUGGGCCAAAGUGGGACCGAUUGGGCAGAUUUCCCCACCCUUUCGUUAACCUCGUGGCGUUCUCACCCACGGAAAACUAUAUUGUCACCUGGUCUGGUCGCCCGAUCUCGAUCCCUGACGAAGGUCAUCCAGCGCUGAGCUUAGACGACGAUGGCAAAAACUACGUUAUCUGGGAUGUUGCAACCGCAAAACCUCUACGGUCAUUUGCGAACAAUGACGUCCACAAGGGUGACGAUGAGGGUGCUGGGAAGCAGCAACAGAAGUCCCCCUGGCCUGCUUUCAAGUGGUCUUCGGACGACAAGUACGUUGCCCGGCUGACACAGGGGUCUGCCAUUUCUGUCUACGAGCUUCCCCGGAUGAACCUUCUAGACAAGUCAACGAUCAAAAUUGAAGGCGUGAUGGACUUUGAUUGGGCACCAGCACUACCUCAGCGGGACGGUGUCAAGACGUAUGAGCAACUGUUUUGCUACUGGACGCCCGAGAUUGGAAGCAAUCCGGCCAAGGUCGGCCUGAUGAGCGUCCCGUCGAAGGAGAUUGUUCGCACGUUGAAUUUGUUUAGCGUGUCAGAUGCCAAACUUCACUGGCAGUCCGAUGCUGCGUAUCUUUGCGUCAAGGUGGACCGGCACUCGAAAUCGAAGAAGUCUCAGGCAACAACACUCGAAAUAUUCCGCGUCAAGGAGAAGGGUGUUCCUGUGGAAGUCCUCGACACGAUCAAGGAUACGGUUAUCAACUUUGCCUGGGAGCCCAAGGGUGACCGAUUUGUGAUAAUCACAACAUCAGAGCCGACCGGGCCCACUGCAGUUCCCCCAAAGACGUCUGUUUCCUUUUACGCACCAGAGAAGGCAAAGGGAAAUGCAGUUGGAAACUUCAAGCACCUCCGAACUCUUGAGAAGAAAAACAGCAAUGCUAUUUACUGGUCACCCAAGGGACGCUUUGUUGUCAUCGCUACGGUGCAUAGUCAGCAAGCUUCGGAGCUUGAGUUCUUCGACCUGGACUUUGAAGGCGAGAAGCCCGAGGCUGAAAAGGACUUGACGGCAAACCUUCAAUUAAUGAACGUCGCCGAGCACUACGGGGUUACAGAUGUUGAAUGGGACCCAUCUGGAAGAUUUGUCGCAACUUGGGCGUCUGCCUGGAAGCACAGCAUGGAGAACGGUUAUCACCUGUACGAUUUCAGGGGUGAAUUGUUGCGAGAGGAGCACCUCGAAAAAUUCAAGCAGUGGCAAUGGAGGCCUCGCCCUGCGACACUACUUUCAAAAGAGGAGCAGAAGACGAUCCGCAAGAACCUGCGUGAUUAUUCGCGUGUGUUUGAUCAGGAAGACGCAGAGCGGAUAGCUGGCGCUGAUCAGGAGGUUAUUGACCGCCGGCGUCGCCUUCUUGAAGAGUGGGUUUCCUGGCGCGCGUCUGUUGAGAAGGAUCUUGACGAGGAGCGUGAUGCUCUGCAUAUUCCCAAGAACCUGGUGGAGGAGCUGCUCAGGGCGAAGACGGAGGAGAUAGCCUCUGGAGAGGAAGAGAAGGUCGUUGAGGAGAUAGUCGAAGAGGUUCUAGAGGAAUCUGAAGAAAUAGUUCAGUAG